GGGCACAGACCCUCGAGCAUAGGAGCAGAUCUGUGCCCCUUCCCCUGGCGCCUGCGCACUGCAGCUCCGUUCCCCGCCCAACCCCGCCCGGAUGGCCCGGGUUUUCAAAUUUGAAACCUGCUCCUUUUCCCGCCUGAACGUGUGGACCAGCAGAGGGAGAGGGCGGGGCCGCACUUGGCCAAUAGUGCCCCGGAAGCUUUCCGGCCCCGCCCCGCAGGUGACGCCAGCGAGCCCCAGGAGGCAGCGGGCAAAUGGGCGAGGGUGCCCGCCGGCCCCGCCCCUGCGGCGCCCACGUGCAGCAGCUAAGACCCUGGGCUCCCGGAGUACCAUUCUAGGUGCAGAGCCUUCGCUGUCAGCUUGGGGCUGGAAACCGAGGCCUUGAGAUACCUAAGCAGGCCCUAAGCAGUCGGCGCGGGGUCGCUGAGCGAAAUGGGCAAGACGCAGCCCCUUUCAGCCCGGGGGUUCACUCGUAAGGCUGGGGCCGGAAUCGGCGCCCCUCGCAGUCCCGGCAGUCUGAGGAGAAGGGCGGGCUCGGAGAGGUGGUCGGCUGCUCCUCGGCCCCUUCCAAGGAGGCGGGGUCCAGAGCUGGGCGGUCCGGGGGCGGGGUGUCCCAGGGGCGGGGCCGGCCCCUGUGUUUGUUGCACCGUGUCAGUUACAUUGUAACAAAAGUGGUGCAGUCGCUUUGCGGUUGGGGCCAGCACCCUAGGCCCACCCGCCGCCACCCGUCGCCGACAUGGAACCCGUGGCCAGCAAUAUCCAGGUGCUGCUGCAGGCGGCCGAGUUCCUAGAGCGCCGCGAGAGAGAAGCCGAGCACGGCUACGCGUCCCUGUACCCGCACCGCAGUCCAGGCCCAGUCUACCGGAGGAGGAAGCGAUCGCCCCAAACUUCUGGCGCGCUGGACAGUGGGCGGUCUGUGCACAACGAGCUGGAGAAACGUAGGAGGGCCCAGCUGAAGCGGUGCCUGGAGCAGCUAAAACAACAGAUGCCCUUGGGGGCUGACUGUGCCCGCUCUACCACACUGAGCCUUCUGCGCUGGGCCAGGAUGCAUAUCCAGAAGCUGGAGGAGCAGGAGCAGCAGGCGCGGCGACUCAAGGAGAAGCUGCGUAGCAAGCAGCAGAGCCUGCAGCGGCAACUGGAGCGGCUCCGGGGGCUAGCAGGGCCGGGUGAGAGGGAACGGCCGCGGGCAGACAGCCUGGACUCUUCAGGCCUCUCCUCCGAGCGCUCAGACUCAGACCAAGAGGAGGUGGAGGUGGACGUGGAGAGCCUGGUGUUCGGGGGCGAGGCUGAGCUGCUGCGUGGCUUCAGUGCGGGCCAGGAGCACAGCUACUCACACAGCAGCAGCACCUGGCUAUGACCUUCACCGCUCCGGAGCGGGCCUCUACCCGCAGACUGUCCUCUGCUCUGCCAGGCAGGAGCCCUCCCCAAGCCUCCAGGGCUGCUCGGAGUCACCUCCUGUUGGAAUGAACUAAAAGGACCCUUAGCUGGGAAUAGGUGCCUGCCCCCCCACCCUGCCGCUGGCUGUCGGCAGUCCCUCCCGGUGGGGGGGGUGCCUGGGCUUCCCCUGAGCCCUGCAGGGCAGGCAGCUUGGUCUGGGCCAUCCUUCCAGGCCCUCUUUGUAGCACUUAGCUCCGCUGUCCCCAAGUGGGGCGGGGUGGGAAGCUUCUUAAGCCCUCACAUUCCUUCCUAGAGAAGGCAUCCUGGCCUUUGUCCCAGAUACUAUACAGUAUUUUCAUUAAAAGCCUCUUUACUAACUUCCUGUCCAUGGUCUUGCCUGAUAAAAAUGGGGAACUCCCAGCCACAAACUGGAAAAAAGGAAAUGAGAUCAGUAGCCAUCACCAACACUGCACUGUACCAGGCAGUGGCCCUUUAAU
Molecule: messenger RNA, 1871 nt
Organism: Nyctereutes procyonoides (raccoon dog)
Lineage: Eukaryota; Metazoa; Chordata; Mammalia; Carnivora; Canidae
Gene: MXD3
Product: MAX dimerization protein 3
Exons: 6
Coding region: 734-1354 (206 amino acids)
Biological process (GO): regulation of transcription by RNA polymerase II
Molecular function (GO): protein dimerization activity; DNA-binding transcription factor activity, RNA polymerase II-specific; RNA polymerase II cis-regulatory region sequence-specific DNA binding
Source: RefSeq, a predicted model, not a curated record